AUGGCUGUGACAUCUCUGACAGUUGUUUUCUGCGAGUUGUUUGUCUGGUAUCCAUCAGAGGCCUCUGGAGACCUGGGCCUGACUGGAGAGGUCCCCAUCAAGAUGUUAGGGGCUGUGAUUAAUAUGAAUGGUAUUCAGGUCUUUGUUGGACCGCCUUCUGUUUCAGUAGAAUUCAAAGAGCAGUUUAGUAAUGAAGAUGAUUUUAAAAGGGGUUUGGAUGCCACAGAGAUGCAGCUGAGCCUAAAGGGGAUGAAUGGACUUUGUAAGCCAAAAACUAUGUUUUGUGCUAAAAGAAAGGGAAAACUUGGAGGCCUUUGGAAGGAGGUGGCAGUGGGUGGAACUCAUAGCGAAGCGCUUGUGGAGUUCGGCCGGAAGAGCAACCAAGGUGAAGAUGCUGAGCUGGAAUCCGGACAAUUAUGUUUGCGAAACCAAGUAUUUGCAAAACCAUUCCUUGCCUCGCUGGAUGGUCACCGAGAUGGAGUCAAUUGCUUGGCAAAGCAUCCAAAGAACUUGGCUACUGUCCUUUCUGGGGCAUGUGAUGGAGAGGUUAGAAUUUGGAACCUGACUCAACGGAAAUGUAUCUGUACAAUACAAGCACAUGAAGGCUUUGUACAAGGAAUUUGUACUCACUUUUGUGGGACUUCUUUUUUCACUGUUGGUGAUGACAGAACUGUGAAGCAGUGGAAAAUGGAUGGGCCAGGCUAUGGAGAAGUGGAAGAACCAUUACAUACAAUAUUAGGAAAGACAGUGUAUACUGGGAUUGAUCAUCCCUGGAAAGAAGCUGUUUUUGCCACAUGUGGACAGCAAGUAGACAUUUGGGAUGAAAAAAAAACUAAUCCUAUAUGUUCAAAGACCUGGGAAUAUGCCAGUAUGAGUAGUGUUAAAUUUAACCCAAUUGAGACAUUUCUUUUGGGAAGUUGUGCCUCUGACAGGAAUAUAGUACUAUAUGAUAGGAGGCAAGCUACUCCUUUGAAAAAGUUUACCUUAGACAUGAGAACAAAUACAAUCUGUAGGAACUCUAUGGAAGCUUUCAUUUUUAUAGCGGCAAAUGAAGAUUCUACUUUAUAUACUUUUAAUAUGUGUGCACUGGACACUCCUGUAAUGGUCCAUAUGGAUCAUGUAUCUGUAUUCCUUGAUGUGGAUCACUCUCCCACUGGGAAAGAGUUUGUAUCUGCUAGUUUUGAUAAAUCUAUUCAAAUCUUUCCUGUGGACAAAAGUCGAAGCAGGGAGGUAUAACACACAAAGCGAACACAACAUGUUAUCUGUUCAAAAUGGACUUCUGACAGCAAGUAUAUUAUGUGUGGGUCUGAUGAAAUGAACAUUCGCCUAUGGAAAGCUAAUGCUUCUGAAAAAUUGGGUGUGCUUACAUCACGAGAAAAAGCAGCCAAGGAUAAUAACCAGAAAUUGAAGGAAAAAUUUCAGCACCAUCCUCAUAUAAAACGUAUAGCUCGUCAUUGACAUCUAUCAAAAUCUAUCUACAGCCAAAUUCAGGAAGAGCGCAUCAUGAAAGAAGCUUGUCGAUGAAAGGAAGUGAAUUGUAUUAAACACGGCAAGCCUGGAUCUGUGCCAAUUGUGUCAGAGAAGAAGAAACACAUAGUGGCAAUUGUAAAAUAAUUGGUAUUCCUAACAAUCGUGAUGUAUAAUUAUUUUUUACCUUUGAUUUGAGAAGUCUACAAAUAAGUGUUGGG
Cebus imitator (Panamanian white-faced capuchin) is the source of this 1688-nucleotide messenger RNA. Its product is annotated as DDB1- and CUL4-associated factor 13-like. Lineage: Eukaryota; Metazoa; Chordata; Mammalia; Primates; Cebidae. Gene Ontology annotation, biological process: maturation of SSU-rRNA from tricistronic rRNA transcript (SSU-rRNA, 5.8S rRNA, LSU-rRNA). Gene Ontology annotation, molecular function: protein binding. Bases 1 to 1236 code for a protein of 411 amino acids. Gene Ontology annotation, cellular component: small-subunit processome; nucleolus. The transcript has 4 exons. The record is from RefSeq and is a predicted model, not a curated record.